AUGUCCGAUUUAAAAGAAGAAGCGUCCUGUCGGAAGGUUCGUCAAACCAGCCUACAUGUUAUCUGCCUUAUGGGGCAUCUUUGGCCGGAUGCUCAGAUACCUGAAACUAAUUAUGAUGACCAUUACUUUGGCUCGGACAUCUAUAACUCUGGCUCUCUAUCGUUAAAAAUCAAUACCCAUCGGGCUGCUGUACGCGCCUCGACGCCGCCUCCAUCUGCCUCUUCUCAUAGCUCAUCCAGUGAAUCGCGGGGUCAGUUUGGCACCAGAAAUCGCUCCCCACUUGUGGGAUCGAAUUCCCCAGUUGGAAAAAACAGGCCUCGUUCUCGCUCUCCUCACGCAAGCUUUUUUCACUCUGGCCAGCAGAUUAAUUACACUAGCCGAUCUCAAUAUCAACAACAGUCUGGAGAAACAUAUCAUGAAACUAGAGCUGGAAUUUGUUCACGCUCAUCGACUCCGCCACCCUCCUCUAAUUUCGCUGAUUUUGAUGGCAGUAGACAAUGCGAUUUGAUUAAAGCCUCUGACGGCUCUUUAACUGAGGCUCCCAGGCGGAGACGGCUUGUGGAUGAUGUCUUCUUCCGUGUCUGCUUACACCUACAGGAUCCUAGCAGGCGCGUUCGCCAGCUCGCUGCUCGUUUGAUUCGAGUGUUGACCACUGUAAAUAAAUAUUUUUAUGAUUAUUUAAAUCCUUUGGAGUUCUUAUUCGUACUUUUACGCGUAUUUCUUUAG
Messenger RNA from Protopolystoma xenopodis, 726 nucleotides. NCBI's taxonomy places the organism in Eukaryota, Metazoa, Platyhelminthes, Monogenea, Polystomatidea, Polystomatidae. The record is from the annotation of a GenBank genome assembly.